AUGUCUGCCGAAGAGUCUGUUGUGAUCGACCCCCAGGCCAUCAAGGAGCUCCAGCUCCUCGAUGCCCACCUCUCGGAUGUGGACACUGAGAUCACUGCCAAGCAGCACCUCAUGAACGCUCCCAUCCUCGCUCAGCGCCAGAGCACCAUUGCCAAGAUCCCCGGCUUCUGGGCUGUUGUCUUCGACAACGCUGCUGCUGAGCUCGAGGCCGCCAUCACCCCCUCGGACUCUGAGGUUUUCGCCAAGGCCCUCACCACCGUCGAGGUCCUGCGCCCUGAGAUCCCCUCGGGUGCUAAGCCCACUGACCUUGGUCUGGACAAGUUCGGCGAGCCCCGCAGCGUCACCAUCAACUUCCACUUCAAGGAGAACGAGUGGUUCUCUGACAGCGUCCUGUCCAAGACUCUGUACUACCGCCACGGCAAGGACCGCUCUGCCGGUCUGGUCUCUGAGCCCAUCAAGAUCAACUGGAAGGCUGGCAAGGAUUUGACCGAGGGUCUUACCGACGCUGCCUACGCUCUGUGGGCUACCCAGAAGCAGAAUGCUAGCCAGCAGCUCGACGGCGCUCUCGCCGGCGAUGCCCGCAAGGCUCGUGACGCUGCCGCCAAGGAGCUCCCUGAGUACAAGAACGUCGUCAAGUUGUUGGGUGAGAAGGUCAACGGCGCCAUCAGCUUCUUCAACUUCUUCUCCUACCGCGGCCGCUGGACUAGUGCCCAGGAGAACGCUGAGGCUCGCGCCGAGGUCAAGGCCCGACGUGCCGCCGCCCUUGCUGGCAAGGACGAGGAGGAAGAGGAUGAGGAUGAGGACUUUGACGAGCUCGACUUCGCCGAGGAGGACGUUGAGACCUUCCCCCCUGGCCACGACGUCGCCGUCUCUAUUGCCGACGAUAUCUGGCCCAACGCUAUUGACUAUUUCCUGGCCGACUCCAUUGACAGCGACCUUGAGAUUGAUGACGAGGAUGAUGAGGAUGAGGAUGAGGACGUCGAGAUGGAGUAA
Neoarthrinium moseri is the source of this 993-nucleotide messenger RNA. RefSeq lists its product as uncharacterized. The coding region runs from base 1 to 993 and encodes 330 amino acids. Gene Ontology annotation, molecular function: chromatin binding; histone binding. Gene Ontology annotation, cellular component: nucleus; chromatin. Gene Ontology annotation, biological process: nucleosome assembly. The transcript has a single exon. NCBI's taxonomy places the organism in Eukaryota, Fungi, Ascomycota, Sordariomycetes, Amphisphaeriales, Apiosporaceae. The record is from RefSeq and is a predicted model, not a curated record.